CUUCCGUGUUGGUCACGCUCGGCACGUCGUCGUUGUCAUCCUAGGUUGAUCGGGGGUUCGUGAGCAACAGUGUUGUGCUCAACCUGAGAUUGGUGAAGUUAGAGAAAGAGAGAGAAUGGCUUCUGGUAUAGAGAAGAUGAGCAUAGAGCAGCUGAAGGCUCUCAAAGAACAAGCGGAUCUUGAGGUCAAUCUUCUUCAAGAUAGCAUCAAUAAUAUUCGCGCUGCCACUGCCCGUCUCGAUAUUGCUUCUUCUGCCCUCCAGGAUCUGUCUCUGCGCCCUCAAGGAAAGAAGAUGUUGGUACCUCUUACUGCAUCACUCUAUGUACCUGGCACUCUUGAUGAUGCAGAUAAAGUUUUGGUUGAUGUUGGAACAGGGUACUUCAUUGAGAAAACAAUGACUGAAGGAAAAGACUAUUGUGAGCGCAAAAUCAACCUGCUGAAAUCCAACUAUGAUCAACUUGUUGAUGUUGCAUCGAAAAAGCGAAGUGUAGCAGAUGAAGCAGGGGCAGUCUUACAGGCCAAAUUGAAGCAAUUAGCUUCUUCUCCAUAGCUAGUCGGUACAGAAUACAAGUGCUUUCCGCCAAGACAAUGUACCGUAGAUGAGCAAAUCAGUAGCGUCAUUCAUAUUUUUGUUGGUUGAUUUGCAUUAAAAAAAGUUCAAUAUAGACAAUGCUUUAAAUGGUUUUUUGAUGAGAGCUUAAAUAUGCCAAUGACACUACCUACUUUCUACGGAGGAAAGACCAGCAAAGCUGCUUGAAGGACCCCCUUAAAUCUCAUGUGUCAGUAGUCUCCUCUCCGUCUUAAUUCGUUAUUGGAUUGUUAGAAUUCGUCUUGCUCAAUCUUUUCGAUUAAAGAAGUGCUCAUUUUAGGAUCUCUUUAAUUUCUAGAAGGACAAAGUGCUUCUUUCGCUAGUCUAUCGUAAGCCUCCAGAAGGGUAUUAUCAGAUUAUACUUGAUUAUUUUUCUCCUGACUGUUCUUA
This is a messenger RNA of Prosopis cineraria, 979 nucleotides long. Its product is annotated as prefoldin subunit 5. Bases 116 to 550 code for a protein of 144 amino acids. Gene Ontology annotation, biological process: protein folding; regulation of DNA-templated transcription. The record is from RefSeq and is a predicted model, not a curated record. The transcript is spliced from 4 exons. Gene Ontology annotation, cellular component: cytoplasm; prefoldin complex. NCBI's taxonomy places the organism in Eukaryota, Viridiplantae, Streptophyta, Magnoliopsida, Fabales, Fabaceae.